AUGGCCUCGCCAACCGCGAAGCUCAUGACACGCAGCGACUUGAGACGGAUGGCACUACAAUCACGCGUCGCCAGCCAGAUGGCCACAAACAUGUACAGAUUCAAUCAAAGCAUCAUCACACCCAACGUAACAAAAACACAGAGUCCUCACCGCACUCACUACCUUAUGGACGGCGAAGGAACGGUGUACGAUCCCAGGGCAAUCGUCAGAGUGCUGAUCCCGAUUUCGAUCGCCGGGUGGCUGCUAUUUGGGGUGAUUUGCAUCUUAUGCAUCAACGGCAAGGGGAAGCUUGGCAGAUGGGUUCCUGAGUGGUAUCUCGACUCCCAGGGGACGAAGCGAGACAAGGCGGUGGUUGUGCUGUGGUGGGUGGCGGUCAUGGUGUUGUGGCCGGUGAUACUGCCGGUGCUGCUGGUGAGGAAGGUGAUACGGGUGACAAAGCGGUGGAUUGUGGGGAGGAGAGUGGAGGCGAGGAUUCUGCAGCCGAAGGAGGUGGUUGGAGAGGUCUGA
This is a messenger RNA of Trichoderma virens Gv29-8, 507 nucleotides long. RefSeq lists its product as uncharacterized. Bases 1 to 507 code for a protein of 168 amino acids. The record is from RefSeq and is a predicted model, not a curated record. The transcript has a single exon. NCBI's taxonomy places the organism in Eukaryota, Fungi, Ascomycota, Sordariomycetes, Hypocreales, Hypocreaceae.